AGAAAACAUUCUAACACCAAAAUGUUCGAAGCAAACACGUGAAAAAAUCAUCAUGUAAACAGCGAGCGAUGAGGGUAACAAAAUGCAGACAGUUCGAACAUCAGCGGAAAAUAAGUUCUGCGUUCCCCUCCUCUGCGAGGGCCCGGCUGGUUCAUUAAGAGACGACUAAUUGCUUACCUGCUACCUUUGCACUCCCACCAUGUCAUCCUUAAGUAGAUCUCGCACGACCCUCUCACCGGCUGCCUCGGAAAGAUCUACUCUUCCUAUGGGGGCCUCAGUGGAGCCCGGAAGCGAAGAUUUGACACCUCUAGAACCGACACGGGAGCAGCUUUUGGCACAUUUUUUCGAAAGAUUCAAAUUUUAUACGUCGCUCACCCUCGGCACCGUCGCUAUACUCGCUGUCUUCGCGUUCCUCUUCCUGAUCCCGUUCGUGGUUGAACCAGCGAUUCAAACGAUACUCGCUGAGUUUGUUCCGGAAGCUGGGAUAUGUGCUGUGUCAGAACACGUCUACGCCCAAACGAUGUCGAACUGCUCGUGGGCGUCAUGCAGAGAAGGCUGCACGACGACUCACACGAAAUGUCACAAAAUACGUGUCAAUUUGGCCCGAACUCCGUUCUCCGAUGAUGCUCCAAUACCGAAGGAGUGGGAUGAGGUGAAUUUGAAAUUCCUGAUCAAUCCGGAGGGGUGUGGAUAUCCACCUCGAGUGAACUGCUCAGAAUUCGCCCACGACUACGCGGGGAAGAAGGCGCCCAAGAUAUUUCCCUGCUACUAUAGCCUCACGCGUCCCGAUCUGGUGGUCGCGAGAUACUCCUGGGAAAGCACAAUCCGAGGACUCAUCCUGGCCCUGGUAUUACCGACGACCGUAUUCGUGUUUAGUCUGAGUGUGCUCGCCUAUUGGCACUGUCACUGCUGCGAUAGAGCAUGCAAUAGGCGUGUCCAUGCCGAGUCCUUCGCGAGUAAAGAAGAUAGCAAACUCCUGUGUGAGUUGGACGACGAUCCAAGCGACGACGUGUUCUGACGCCGCGCGCAAACGACCGCUCGCCGCCGCGCCUCGCCGCGAAAUGGCUACACGCAGCUCUGAGCCGCAGCCGCUGCGGAAACGCCGACCUAUCUAUAACCGCUGCGUUUUUCCGCUGCGUUUCUCCGCUUAUUUAAGCUUUAAAUUGCAUGACAUUCAAUUUUAUCUCCAGGUAGAAACAUAGUUCCAAUUUAUUAACUUCAUAGACUCCAUAGUGAUAAUAGAAAAUAGCAGACCAUUUUCAAAAAUAGUUACGAAUGCUAGAAAAUUAGAUAUCAUAUCAUAGAUAGUAAAAAAAAUAUUAAUCGAUCCAAAAAUGACUCGAAAUUAAAAAAACGGAUCUAAUGAAACUGAUACUUGAGUCUUUGGUCAGUUGAAAUCGUAAAUUUUGGACUUGAUCAGUAUUAAUCGUCGCGACGCUUGGGCAGAAAUUUCGAAAAAUGUGUAAAAAAACAAAGUACGUCUCUUUAUUCUAAAUUAGGACUAGGCCGGGUAGGUUAAGAUUUUUAAUAUAUUUGCUGUUGUUAUGCCGAUAUGAUAUUUAGACUAAAAAGCAUUAACACAAUAAAAAUUACAGUGAGAAAUAAAUUAAAGCCG
Aricia agestis (brown argus) is the source of this 1615-nucleotide messenger RNA. It is a transcript of the gene Teh3, whose product is annotated as protein tipE. Gene Ontology annotation, biological process: regulation of sodium ion transport. The transcript has 4 exons. Gene Ontology annotation, molecular function: sodium channel regulator activity. Lineage: Eukaryota; Metazoa; Arthropoda; Insecta; Lepidoptera; Lycaenidae. The record is from RefSeq and is a predicted model, not a curated record. The coding region runs from base 200 to 1018 and encodes 272 amino acids.